CCACAUCCACUAGCUGCUGCUCUCGUCACGGCUGGUCGCCAUAUUACUGAGCGAAUCCGCGCACGGACGGACCUCUGUCGGGUUCGCGAAGGGGCCUUUCUCCAAAAUAUCUCCUGCAAUUUAAACCUCCCUUUACUCCGUUCACCCCAGGAAUCAUUUAUGCAUCUGUCCGAGUAGGGCGUAGUGUUCUCAGACAGGAGUUGUCUGGGAGGGAGGGUUUGUUUUAGUGUUUAAGAGAUGAGUACUCUGACCCAGCGGAGCUCUGGCCUGGUGCAGCGCCGCACCGAGGCUUCGCGCAGCGCCGCGGCCGCAGACAGAGAACGCGGAUCCGGCGACGAGGACUACGAUUCCCGCCGCGGGGACGAGCCGGACGAAGAUGACAGCGGCGACGCUAAGGAAACCAGACUGACCCUGAUGGAGGAAGUGCUGCUCCUGGGGUUAAAGGACCGUGAGGGCUACACCUCCUUCUGGAAUGACAGCAUUUCAUCAGGCCUUCGGGGCAGCAUGCUUAUUGAGUUGGCUUUACGGGGAAGGUUACAGCUGGAGGCCUGUGGUAUGAGGAGGAAAAGCCUGCUUGUCAGGAAGGUUUUAUGCAAGUCUGACUCUCCAACGGGGGACGUGCUGUUAGACGAGGCUCUGAAACACAUAAAAGACACCCAGCCGCCCGAGACCGUGCAAAGCUGGAUUGACUUACUCAGUGGUGAGACAUGGAACCCACUAAAGCUUCAUUAUCAGCUGCGCAACGUCCGAGAGCGCCUGGCCAAGAACCUUGUGGAAAAGGGCGUCCUCACCACUGAGAAACAAAACUUUCUUCUCUUUGACAUGACCACGCACCCACUUACCAACAAUAAUAUUAAACAGCGCGUUAUUAAGAAGGUGCAAGAGGCCGUGCUGGACAAGUGGGUGAACGACCCUCACCGAAUGGACAAGCGCAUUCUGGCCCUUAUUUUCCUCGCCCAUUUCUCCGAUGUGCUAGAGAACGCAUUCGCCCCGCUGCUGGACGACCAGUACGACCUGGCCAUGAAAAGAGUACGACUGCUGCUGGACCUCGAACCUGAGGCUGAAAGCAUGAAGGCCAACACGAACGAGCUGUUUUGGGCUGUGGUGGCUGCCUUUACCAAAUGAAGCAGGUUCAGUUCUGGUGAACGUGUGAUGUGAAAAUGAAACGGUUGGACUGGUAAGAGCAGGUUUUUUGUGAAAUGGUGAGAAACCUGGACAUUCCUUUUCUUGUAGAUAUCUUGCUUUCCUUCUCCUCUCUGCAAGAUUUAUCAUCGCAUCGCUGUCUUUUGUUUUGAUAGCACACAGAGUUGUUUUGUCUUUGCAUUGUUUAUUCAGUUAAAUGCAAUUAGGUACCUACUCACCGUAGACUGUUAACACUUACCUAUUGCAUCACUGGAUAAAAUGUGUUGUUUAUUUUCUUGCCUUGACAUCUGUGUUGGGUACCUAACAGAUUUUACAAUCCAAAUUUAUUUUGCACUAAUGUUCAGGCUUCAGUUUCAUCCAGAAUUGGAUCUGAUUGUAUUUACAAUGUGACAAAAUAUGUGUCCACUUAAAGCAGUACCUGCAAUAUGGUACAAAUGAACAGAUUUAUCAGAAAAUAAAGUACACAGUGUAUCAUAUAUUUUAAAACGGUUUGCUGUCUUGACUUUUCACAUGGAUUACAGAGCUUGAAAAGAAACCAAAAAGGUUGUCGAGGACUAAAUCCUGUUCUAAUAACAAAUGCGUAUGGCCCCUUUUCCACCAAGGCAGUUUGAGUGCUGGUUCAAAGCCUAAUUUUAAUUCAGUUUUUUCUUUUUCGACACGCAAAGCACUAGCUCUGAACCAGGAAAAGUGUUUCUUAAAGGGACACUAUACUUUUUUUGAAAAUAUGCUAAUUUCCAGCUCCCCUAGAGUAAACAUUUGAUUUUUAUCGUUUUGGAAUGUAUUCAGCCGAUCUCCGGGUCUGGCGGUACCACUUUUAUCAUAGCUUAGCAUAAUCCAUUGAAUCUGAUUAGAUCGUUAGCAUAGCGCAAAAAAAUAUUUUUUUUCAUUGAAACUUGACUCUUCUGUAGUUACAUCGUGUACUAAGACUGACGGAAAAUUAAAAGUUGCGAUUUUCUAAGCAGAUAUGGGUAGGAACUAUACUCUCAUUCUGGUGUAAUAAUCAAGGACUUUGCUGCCGUAACAUAGCCUAGAAUAUCGCAACUUUUAAUUUUCCGUCAGUCUUAGUACACAAUGUUACGAUGAUAUUUUUUGCGCUAUGCUAAUGGUCUAAUCAGAUUCAAUGGAUUAUGCUAAGCUAUGCUAAAAGUGGUACCGCCAGACCUGGAGAUCAGCUGAAUGGAUUCCACAAAAAGGUAAAAAUCAAAUGUUUAACUCUGAGGGAGCUGGAAAAUUAGCAUAUUUUUAAAAAAGUGGAGUGUCCCUUUAAGUAGCAACAACACAUUGCUGGUCUAGAAUUAAGAACCAAUUGCGGCUGGGAGCUGAGUUACUGUGACGCAAUACUGCAAGUGUAGCUGAAUGCGAAGACUAACGUUUUGUGUAAAUGAUAAAAUAUGUAUUUACUGUUUUUCUCGAUUAUAACCUCUAUUUAUAUAAAUUACAUCGCACUGCACAUACACAUUGGAUUCUGUUGUGGCUCUCUAGCACAUGGAAAGGCAAACCGGUUCUUAUGGGGCGUACACACCAAACGCAAAUUCGCCGAUUUGCGCGAGAACUUACAUACAAAGUCAAUGCAGAGAUGCGAAUAGAUGCGAACUCAAAAGCCUCAAACGAGUUUUCACGCAA
Molecule: messenger RNA, 2766 nt
Organism: Misgurnus anguillicaudatus (oriental weatherfish)
Lineage: Eukaryota; Metazoa; Chordata; Actinopteri; Cypriniformes; Cobitidae
Gene: golph3a
Product: golgi phosphoprotein 3a
Biological process (GO): retrograde vesicle-mediated transport, Golgi to endoplasmic reticulum; Golgi vesicle budding; Golgi to plasma membrane protein transport
Cellular component (GO): trans-Golgi network; Golgi cisterna; cytosol
Molecular function (GO): phosphatidylinositol-4-phosphate binding
Source: RefSeq, a predicted model, not a curated record